Condylostylus longicornis is the source of this 1083-nucleotide messenger RNA. Its product is annotated as putative 1-acyl-sn-glycerol-3-phosphate acyltransferase acl-2. The transcript has 3 exons. Gene Ontology annotation, cellular component: membrane; endoplasmic reticulum. Gene Ontology annotation, biological process: phosphatidic acid biosynthetic process. The record is from RefSeq and is a predicted model, not a curated record. Gene Ontology annotation, molecular function: 1-acylglycerol-3-phosphate O-acyltransferase activity. Lineage: Eukaryota; Metazoa; Arthropoda; Insecta; Diptera; Dolichopodidae. Bases 209 to 1024 code for a protein of 271 amino acids.
UCUGUUCUCGCGAAUUUUUGCAUUUCUUCUGUCCAUACAAUAUUACUUUUUUAUCGUUAUUAUUUUAAAGUUUAUCAAUUUAUUAGUGAACUAUAAUUAUAAUAUUUAUAAUGCAAUAUAUAUUCUUAUGAAAAUAAAAGAAAUUAAUCUAAAAAUAGAUAAGAUUUUAUUAAAAAAGUUAUUAAAUUAAAAAAAAAUUAUCGCAGCAAUGACUAUUUUUAAUCCGUGGGUGUUUUCUAUUUUGGCAUUUUGCAUUUUUUUAUCUCCAAAAAUAUUACCGAGCGCUCCACGCUGUAUUAAAAUGUUCAUUUAUUUGUUAGCUUUAAUUUGUAUAUCAAUAUGCUGCUUACCUUUUGUUAUAUGUAAAAAAAGGAGUAAUAAAAACUGUUUAAUGGCAUCCUGGUUGUGUGUACAUUUUUGUAGAAUAUUUCUUGGUAUUACAAUGGAAAUCAAAGGUCGUGAAAACCUACAGCAAAGUCAUGGGAAUGUUUUGAUCAUGAAUCAUCAAAGUUAUUUCGAUGUUUUAGCAAUUUCGUAUAUUUGGCCUGUAAUUGACAACAUAACUGCUGUGGCAAAAAAACAACUUCUAUAUGUCCCAUUUUUUGGCAUUGGCUUAUGGAAGAGUGGCUUUUUAUUUAUCGAUCGAAAAAAUAGAUCCCAAUCAAUUAAUACACUCAAUACAGAAUCUAAAGCAAUAAAUGAGAAGAACUGUAAAAUAUUAGUAUUCCCGGAAGGAACAUGCAAUAGUGAAGAAACUUUAUUACCAUUUAAAAAAGGACCUUUUUAUAUGGCAAUACAAUGUAGUUGUCCGAUUCAGCCAAUAAUUGUAACCCAUUACGACUGGUUACAUAAAGAUUUUAGAGAAAGCAAAGCUGUUAUUAAUAUACUUCCAGAAAUUUCAACUAAAGACUAUGAAAAGGAAAAUGUUAAUGAAUUAAUAGAAAUGUGUCAAAACAAAUUGCAGAAGGAAUACGAUCAAAUAAAUUUAGAAUUUAGAAAUAACCAGAAAUAUAAUAUUAAAUAAAACUAUUUAUUAAAACCAGUAUACGAUUCAAUCAAUUUUACUGGACCUGAUCUCUUUCA